CUUAGUUCAAUAAGCAACAUAUUUUUUAAUACUUUCAAAUAGUUAGGCGACGAAAUUUUUGGGGUUCGGAAAACCGUAUAAGCACAACAUGAAGGUUUACGGCUAUGCUAUUAUGCCUAAGAACGCAGGUAGAAAUAGCUUAGCCGUAAAGACCUUAGUGUUGUAAUCUCGUAACCGACCUAUAGAUAAUACUUGGUACAAAACCAAAACAAAAACACAAUGCACCUUGCGCGGCCAUUUUGAAUUCAUAAUUUUACCUGCAUACAAGUGUAUAAGUUCAGAACGAAUUCUAAUGUCCCAACCAGAGCAUCUCGAGUUUUGAUCGGAAACACAGCUAUACCUGCUAACCAACUAUUACGCGCUUUUUUCCACUACGCAUAUAUGUAUCUUAUAACAAUGGACCAAACUACAUUCGACAAUGAGCUGCGUGAAGCUUUUGAAAAAGUUCGCAUGCUUAAGGAAGCAAAAAACCGAGAAGAAUUUUGUAAAGUGGUGGACGCUAUAUAUUGCAAACGGCACGAGGCUUUCUUGCUAACAGAGUGCUCGUCCGAAGGAAUUCUAGAUGCACUGAUUUCGACAGUUAUAGAAAAGAAACUAACAUUACUCAAGAAUAUGGGGAUGUUAACGAGUGAAGAACUCAAGCAAAUCGAAACAGACGUGGCAGAAACAAAAAAGCGUAAAGCCGCACCGCAUGAUUAUAGUAGCUUUGAUGGUUAUUGUGAUCUGGUGCUUGCAGCACUAUCAGAUAAAUCGCCCAUUAUCUAUGUAGAAACAGAUUUGUCUCGUCGCUGCGAUGAUACACAUGCUGAGGAUCAACUAGAUGACGAUGAAAAUGAUAUGCUUAUAAUUGAUGAAUAUAUUCUGGAGGAACCUCAUGGAGAUGAUGAUGAUGUGAAUAGCAGCGCUGGUAGUGACCAGUUAGUGCCAACGGAGUUUUCGGAGUCAGAAAGCGUGAACACUGAUACAAUUGAAACUGUAAGAACAUUCGGUUCACCCGAAUCAGUUGCGGAGCUACAAGAGCUGGAUGAAAGCUUCGAGUUUAUUGUAAUUGGUCCGAAUGGCACACAGGUCUUAAAAUCAGAGUUCGACAAAAUACCUUGGGCUUCCGUGAGCAUCAGUACAAGAAGCCUACUAAGCAUACUAUUCAGUGAAGAUAUCUUGGCAACGCACACACUAAGCGGCAAACCAUCUCCAGCUUUUCUUGACCGCCAGCGACCGCUCAAAGGACAACUUGACAGCAACAAGGUAAAUGAUUUGAUACAUUGUGUGAUGCAGAAGAUGGGCUGCAUGGAGCGCGACAUACGCACUGUGAUCACCACGAAAUGCGCGGACAUCUCCAAGAAAUAUCGGAAAAGGAGUAUUAAAAUUAGCUAUAUUGACUUAACGACGGAUAAGUUUAUUUAGAAUUAAGUAUAAACUACGAUAUAUCGAAUAUAAAUAUAUAUAAACUUUUAUUUAUGUAAAUGAAAAAACUAAAAACUGAAGCGUCUCAUUUCAAAUUUAUUUAAGCUCUGCCAUUGACCGCGGCAGCCUUUUUGUGUUGCUGAAUUUGAUGGCAUAAAGAGUUCAGCAAAAUAAACAUUUGAUGAUCAA
Messenger RNA from Bactrocera oleae (olive fruit fly), 1593 nucleotides. RefSeq lists its product as uncharacterized. Gene Ontology annotation, molecular function: DNA binding; transcription corepressor activity. Gene Ontology annotation, biological process: positive regulation of neuron differentiation; negative regulation of Notch signaling pathway. NCBI's taxonomy places the organism in Eukaryota, Metazoa, Arthropoda, Insecta, Diptera, Tephritidae. Gene Ontology annotation, cellular component: nucleus. The record is from RefSeq and is a predicted model, not a curated record.